UUUGAUUACCUCAAUAUGUGCUUGAUUGUUUGCCUUAAAUUUUAUUGUUUUUUAUUUACAUUCGGUUUGUUGUCUAAUCUAGUGCUAAGUUUCAAGUUCUCCAUUGUGCAUAACAAUGAUAUGCAUGCUCGCUAUGAUCCCAUUGUGGGUACUGGACAGAAAUGUCCAAAGGGCGACGAUGAGCGAUGUUUGUGUUUUGGUGGUUUCGCUAGAGUGGCCACGGCUGUAUCCAGAGCUCGUGCUGAAGGCUCCGUGCUUUAUUUUAAUGCGGGCGAUACUUUUUACGGAACAGUCUGGUAUGCCAUCUAUAGAGCUGAACUUGCUGGCCAGCUAAUGAAUAUGCUAAAUCCAGAUGCAAUGUCACUGGGCAAUCACGAAUUUGAUGACAAUAUUGCUGGCUUGGUUCCUUUUUUGAAGCAGCUUAACUUUCCAGUUGUAAGCUGUAAUCUGGAUCUCACCUUUGUGCCCAAAUUGGCAAACAUAAAGCAGCUGGUCAGUUCAACAAUUAUAAGCAGGCUUGAUAGACGUAUUGGUGUUAUAGGUUAUCUAACGCCUUUGACCAAAUAUUAUGUGCCCUACAAUUUAGUAGCUUAUUGGCCUGAAAUACCAGCUAUAAACAUGGAGGCUAAAAAGCUUAGAAGCGCUGGUGUUGAUAUUAUAAUUGCACUUGGACACUCAGGCUAUGAAGUUGAUAUGAAGAUAGCUAAAAACUGUCCCGAUGUGGAUGUUGUUAUUGGUGGCCAUUCGCAUACGUUUCUUUAUACGGGCAAUCCACCUGUAAACGAUUUAGUCGAGGGCGAUUAUCAACGCAUUAGAUGGCCCUAUCCCACUUGGGUGACCCAGAAGAGUGGCAAACGCGUGCCUGUGGUGCAAGCUUAUGCCUUUACCAAGUACCUGGGUAAACUGCAUGUGAAAUUUGAUGCUGCUGGCAACUUAUUGGAAGUUAAUGGUGCACCUAUAUUAUUGGACGGCACUGUGGCGCAGGAUAAGGACUUGCUGGAUGUACUAGAACUCUACAGAGAGAAUGUAACUGCAUUGGAAAAAUCCAUCUUGGGGCAUAGCAAGGUGCAUCUGGAGGGACGCAAGAUUCUCUGCCGCUCCGUGGAGUGCAACAUGGGCAAUCUUAUAACGGAUGCCAUGAUAUUCAGUCGUGUUAUGGAAGAUCAAGGUGGUGACUACUGGACAGAUGCAGCCAUUGCCAUACACCAAGGCGGAGGCAUACGCGGCUCAAUUGAGCGCAAGUCCGAUGGCAUGAUUACCCACAACGAUCUGCUGACUGUGCUGCCUUUUGCAAAUGAUCUGUAUGUGACAAGAAUAAGCGGACGCACCUUGUGGCAGGCACUGGAGCACGCAGCUGCUCUACGAUUUAAGGACUCUGAUGGCGCCUUUCUGCAAAUGUCCGGCGUUCGAGUAGUUUACAAUGAGCAUAAACCGGAGGGCAAGCGUGUGGUCUCGGUGCAAGUGCGUUGUGCCGCUUGUGAGGUGCCCGCCUUUAGUCCAUUGAACGAGUCUGCGCUUUAUAAAGUAAUUGUGCCACAAUUUCUGCUAGAUGGCGGCGAUGGACAUGUUUUUACUGAAGCAGCAAAUCCGCAGUCGAUGCACAUGCAAAGGAGCAUAAUAGGAGCAGUUCAGCAAUAUUUGCAGCAUCGAGAUUUUGUGUAUCCGGGACUUGAGAGUCGCAUUACUUUUAUAGACGCUGAGGCAUCGAAAUCUGCUGCAACCAAAAUAAGCUUAGUUAGCAGUUCUGCAUCACUUUUGAUAGUUUCAACGUUAAUAAUUUUUAAUUUAGUUUUAUAAUUCAAAGCACAAGUUACGCUAUAAAGUUACAAGAGAGAGUCUAUCAUGUUUAUUGUUGCAUUAAUUUAAGUGCCAUUUUGUAUUAAAGCGAAAAGGCCAAAAAAAUAUAGAAUUGAGCUGUAGUCAAAUCCAUCGCUUAGCAAAAUGAAAUUGAAAUACUUUAUGUA
Molecule: messenger RNA, 1964 nt
Organism: Drosophila busckii
Lineage: Eukaryota; Metazoa; Arthropoda; Insecta; Diptera; Drosophilidae
Product: protein 5NUC-like
Exons: 6
Coding region: 16-1797 (593 amino acids)
Biological process (GO): AMP catabolic process
Cellular component (GO): plasma membrane
Molecular function (GO): nucleotide binding; metal ion binding; hydrolase activity, acting on ester bonds
Source: RefSeq, a predicted model, not a curated record